AGUACUCGAGGACCACACGCUCAGGUUGUCUCACGUGACGCCGGCAGACGAGGACACGUACAUGUGUGAGGCCGUCAACGUGGUGGGCACUGCGAGGGCCAACGCCUCACUCACCGUCUACUCCGCUCCGGAGUUCCUCGUGCAACCUGAAGACGUAACCGUCGAGGAAGGCGCAUCGGCGGCUUUCGAGUGUCUGGCUGUUGGUCGCCCGCCACCGCUGGUAGUUUGGAGCCGCCGUGACGACCUUAAACUGCUGCUGCCGCGCGCCAGUCCACCCUCGGCCGACCAAGAAGACUCGCCCAACAUUUGGGUCAAUGUAGAGGGCACCCUCAUCAUCAGUAAGGUACGUCGGGACCAGGCUGGAUGGUAUACCUGUGCCGCCGUGUCGGCGUCGGGGUCUAUCGUGUCACGGGCGUUACUCAGAGUGCCCGCCACUACCCGCCUCCCGCCACCCUUGCUGGCAGUGCGUCCCAGCGAUGUAUCAGUAGCGAGGUCCUCCGUUGCCAUGUUCCGGUGUCAGGCCCAGGGCGACCCGACGCCGUCCAUAGCCUGGCUGAGGGAGGGCGAUGAUACGCCCAUACCCGCCGACCACCCGCGCUACACCGUCCUCGGGUCUGGCACUCUGCAGAUCAGCGACGUACGGCCGUCAGACGUUGGCAAGUUCUGGUGUCGGGCGACGUCAGCGUCAGGCAGCUCGUCAGCCUCUGCCACGCUGACCCUGCUGCUGCCAUCAGCUGCCCCGCGCCCCACGCCCAGCCCCACGCAACUACCGGGACCUCCCUCAGCUCCCAGAUUGCGGAGUCACAACGCGACCGCCAUAACCGUGUCGUGGUCACCGCCUCACCAGGAGGGCGACUCUCCCAUUACCAACUACGUUCUUGAGGUUUGGGGCGGACAGUUCGAGCGUUGGACGGAGCUGACCGAGCACAUCCCUGCUGAGAGCUACACGCUGAGCGGCCUGCUGCCGGACACGCAAUAUCGGGCCGCCGUCAGAGCCAUGAACCUCGUGGGCACAUCUCCCGCCUCGCCAGUUUCCGAGGCACUGAUCACGUCGCACUCGGACACCUCUCAGCCCGUGGCCGACAUGGGCAUCGAUUCUGCCCUCAUCGCUCGCGACAACGAGGACCACAGGGGAGUUGGCAACGGAAGCCCUGUGAUAGGAAGUGAUAGAGAUGGAGGUUCUGCAAAAACUGGUGACGCCUCCAGUAGUGGGAACGAAGGCGUCGAACGCAUAAGGUCCGUUUUGGCUCAUCCUCUGGUGACACUCCAGGAGCCGACCGCGAUUUCGUCGUCGGCCAUCAGGAUUCAGUGGAAGGUACUGGAGCACGAAGAGGUAAUGGAGGGAUUCUACAUCAUGUACAGAGACUUGGCCUCUGCUAACCAUCGUUUCGAGACGGCAGAGGUCCGCUCCAGAGAUAUAACUUCCCAAACAAUAUCCGGACUGCAAGCGUACACUCAUUAUGAAAUAUUCGUGAUUCCUUUCUCCGGCAGCGUACACGGCCACCCCUCGAAUUCUAGGGUUGUGCGAACUCAAGAGGACGUGCCCACAGGAACUCCCACUGGCCUCUCAUCUUUGGUGUUGAACGACACGAGUGCCGUAAUAUCCUGGAAGCCGCCUCGAGCCACAGACCUUCACGGCCCUCUUGUCUCGUUCUCAAUGUGGCUGCGACAGAACGAAACAAGCCCUCAUAGCAACCUUACCCUCAGACCUGAUCUUCUGAGCGUCACCUUGCACAACCUGACUCGAGGAGCCAGAUAUACGGUGUCCCUGGCAGCUCAAACCAGGUUGGGCAGCGGUCCGCACUCGGACCCGUACCGCUUCGUGCAGGACCCGACCCUGCCGUCGGGGGCGGGCAUGGGCCCCAGCAGGGCGCCGUCCCCGCUGCUGGCGGUGCUGCAGGGGCACUGGUUCCUGGGGGGCGCCGGCGCGGCUGUCGUCUUGGCGCUCUCCGUCUGCGUCGCCGUCAUCGCCGCCCGCCGCAGGAACAACGAGAAACGCGCGCUCGGUGGAUAUAAAAUGGAGCCACGAGGCAUGAACGGGUCCACGGGCAGCGGAAGCAACGGGCUUUGGAUUGAGAGAAGCGGCAGCAGCAACGGCAGCAACGCCAACACUCUCGACACCAAAGCUGACCCUAGCACUGAAAAGCUUCUUAACGCCGUCAGCAUUACUCCGGCCGAGUAUGUUGAGGUCUUUGCCACACCCACGCAUGUCCUGCAGAACAACUUGCAGAAUCCUGCCACCUCGCCGCUUCAAAGCCAUCGAAACUUGAUAAACCAACGUGAACUGCAGGACCAACGAGACCUGCAGAACAACCGUGACCUGCAAAAUCUGAAAAACCGAGGAAUGUCUCCAUGCUCCCAGGAACAACAGCCCGAGACUCCCGUAGCGUACGCCACCACCAGCAUUAUACGCAACAGAAAUAAGGGGACACUCACCCCUAACAUCAUGGCCGCGCCCCCGGGCAACGACUACACCUCAGCAUCGCAAGUCCCCAACCACAACCUGGCUCUCUACUGCACACUUAAGAAACAACAGCAAAAAGACGAACAACAGCUGCAGCAGCAGCGACAAUUUAUACCUUCCCCGCACAACCCUCACGGGGCUGCUCAUCGCGGGUACUUCUCCCCGUGGGAUCAGUACGCUCCCCCCCUGCCCCAACACCCUCCGCCCGACCCUCCCCACGCCUCUCACUUGCUCCCCCAGACACAGCGUCGCCAGCAGAGCCCCUUGGUCGCCAGGGUAUCGCAGCACAAGCCUCAAGCGCACUCAACAGCAUCUCUGCCCCGCCAGCCCUGCGCGGCUCCAAGUCCACUCGUCAAACGCGGGGUCAACACCGGCGACUUUGAUGGCCUGGAAAUUUCCUCCUCAUCCUCCCCCCGACACGAGCUCUCUGAUUCCUCGUCUCAAGUUAUUCCCGGUCUGCAAGGUCUUCAGGGUCUAAGCGGGUCUAGGGUUAUUGGAGCCACUUCCGCGGCUCGAUUUGGACCUCGGGAGACCUCGAACUUAAACCCACCCAUUCCUAAUUCAAGCUUGGACAUGUCAGGACCUCCUAAAAACUUGAGGUUCGGUGAGGUAAUCCCCACGACUGUGAGGCGUUCUGACAUGUAUAACAGUUAUCAGACCCCUGCAGUGUUGCAAUAUGACGAUCAGCCCAGGUUCUCAGACCUUUCAAUGUAUGACGGUACUGAUGCGCCGUAUUCAGAACGCAAUGCAUUCUACGAGUCUGCCUCCAUAUUCUAUGGCACGCCGUCCGAUGCCAAGAACAAUCAAGCGCCGAGACACAAUCCUGUCAGCAACUCGGACAGACCCCAGCAAAUGGAAUCAGUGGCACGGUAACGUCGUCGCGUAUUUUUCGCUCUCUUUUCUUAACAUUGACAUGUUUACGUCCUAAUCUCUUAGUUCUUCAUUCUUUUGUUGACUUCAGCUAUUUGCUCUGUUAUCCUCGUUUUUUAUGUUGAUGUUACAUUAUCUCAGAAUUUACUCGACAUACAUGGAUUUCACUUAUUUUCUUCGUAGAAGAACGAAGAAUUCAAAUUUUGCACUUAUAAGCUCUCUUAAUGUGGCCAAUUGUACGUGAAUUUGGAACUUGAUGUCAUAUCUCGAUGUGCCAUACUGGGGUAAAGUAUCCUGCCUUCUACUCCUUCUAUUGCUUCAUGCAACUUGUUCGAUUGACUUAUCAAAGUCAAAGACUUUGUCCACCUCUGAACGUUGAGUAUUCAGCUAAUAUUAUUCAUGAUAUUUUCUGCGUUUUUUUCUGCCCCCUCCGAUUUUGAUGUUUUUGUACCCUAUUGUGCUCAAUUUGUUUUUCUUUGUUCUUUACAUUAUUGCUCAUUUAUACAUACUUUUUCUUCUGACGAGCCAAGUAUGAGAACUAUUAUUAGUAUGCUGAAGGGAGUGAAUUCUACACGCCUUAUUGUACAUUAUAAAAGAUUUGUUUCUGUCUAAGAGAACAUGACAUUUUCGUUAUCGAAUAUCUACACAUCUUGCAUUUAGAAUUGUGUAAGUAAUUCUAAGCAUUGAGGCUUUACACAUCCUUGCCUUCCUCAUAACUUACUGUAUGUCGUGUGUGCGUGUAUACUAGGAGGACCUGUUGUCCGGCUUGUCGAUUUAAAUGAAAUAUAUAUCAGUAGAUAAGGUAAUUCUCAUCGAAGUAGAAUUGCAUAUAAGUCGGAAAAUCUUCUAGUCAGAUGUUGAACUAUCAUGUAUAUUGUGUUA
Hyalella azteca is the source of this 4216-nucleotide messenger RNA. Its product is annotated as roundabout homolog 2. The transcript is spliced from 15 exons. The record is from RefSeq and is a predicted model, not a curated record. Gene Ontology annotation, molecular function: protein binding. Gene Ontology annotation, cellular component: axon; plasma membrane. Gene Ontology annotation, biological process: axon guidance; cell-cell adhesion. Bases 62 to 3337 code for a protein of 1091 amino acids. NCBI's taxonomy places the organism in Eukaryota, Metazoa, Arthropoda, Malacostraca, Amphipoda, Hyalellidae.